AUGGCUGACAAAGUGAAGUUUUUUACUUUGAAAAGGUUUCAGAGUAAGAGAGACAAUCUAUCUCGGUCUCAUGUGACACCUUCGUCACUAGCUGUAACGAGGACAGUAAAUUCUAUUUCAGAAUCAAAGCCUAGAAACUCGAACAUUUCCAAUAGGUUUUCUGCAAGCGGCAUCAAAGAACUAGUACAAUGUGCUCUGUGUCUUGAAGUACUACACAACCCAAAGAUGUUACCGUGUCAACACACUUUCUGUAUGGCGUGUCUGUCUGUCUACAUUGCCGAUCAAAUAAUAUUCGACUGUCCUAUAUGCAGGACAAGAAUUCAAGUUCAGGGUGAAAACUUUUUAGAGAAUUUGCCUUCGAAUUUAUACAUAGAUUCAUUGCUGCAAUUAGUGGGUAUCAACGGUACAAACACUCUUACUAGACCUAAAAGUACAGAUUCACCGCCAGGGACGCCGUCUUCCACAUCCCCGAGUAACCCACCACAAAGUGUAGAUUUAUUCGCAGUGGGUUCUAGGUGUGCGCACUGUAAAACUAUAUGUAACAAUGAAGACAUCACCUCUUGUAUACAUUGUAAACUGAAAUUCUGUCGCGUGUGUUGGGCACAACAUUUGGAUGAUAUGCGGAUACAGCUGAAGUCAAUUGUGAAGCAACUGGAAACCGCCGACAGAAAUCUCGAACACAAAAUUGAACAUUAUAAGGAUCGUUGCGAACGAAUAAUAGAAAGAAUAAAUAUUGCCGCAGAAGAGAAAAUAGCAGUUAUACUCGAAGGUAAAGACAGCAUGCUCAACGAGACAGACUAUUUAAAAAAAUCGGCAGAUUUAUCCGCCUUAGCACUGAAGACUUCGUUAGAUGAAGCGAGGGCAGUAGCAAUCAGGGCAAUGGAUAUCAAUGACAUCAAUGACGAUAAUGAAAAGGUGACUACUUUUAUAAAUCUCCAUCAAAAUGCCGUACAGCUUCUAACAGAUGUAUCAAAAUGGGACACCGAACGAUUCAUAUUUGACCAAGAGAAUUUCCGUUUAGAGAUGGACUCCGCAACACCAGUGGAUGCCGAAUCAGAUGACCCGGUGUUAGAAUCGCCUAAACAAAAUAACCCUCUUGAAAGUGAGGAAAACUUAGUUAUGCAUUAUAGGUCUCGUCACUUCCAACCCCACUUUGUAUGGCGUAAAACAACACGUCCCAGUGGUGUGGGCGUCAGCCCAUGGAGUAACCACCUGUACGUGUGUGGCAUGGACAGUCAUAGUGUGCUGGUCAUGGAACGCACACAAGGCAAGACAGUGACCAGGCUAUCCUGUGAUGAGAUGAUGUGUCCCGUACAUAUCGCUUUCAUGAAGAGUUUGGGAGAAAUUUAUGUGACAGACAAAUGGAAGCACUGCAUUCACGUAUUCUCUAAAGAUGGCGAGUAUUUACGAUCUAUCGGUCAGAAAGGCAGCCGAGUGGGUACAUUCAGGUCACCAGAAGGUAUAGCCACUGACAACGCGAGCCAAUACAUCUAUGUUGUUGAUACCGGCAACGACAGAGUACAGAUUAUUCAACCCGAUGGUAAAUUCAUCGAUCAGAUAGGCGUGGCGACUAAACCCCAGUCUUCUCAAGCUACAACGCUUUGGACGACCAAGGAUAUCUUUUGCACGGAGCUGAACGCGCCCACGAGCGUUGCGGUCACGAACGACCGUGUAAUUGUGUUGGACAGCGGCAAUCGAAGGGUCAAAGUGUAUAAUAAGCAAGACAAGAACAAAAUAGUCGAAUUUGGAUCUACAGGACAAAGGAAAGGGCAGUUUAGGCAGCCAGAAGUUCUAGCAGUUGAUCCAAUGGGAUAUAUUCUCGUCGGAGAUUCAGGCAACUGCCGCGUACAGGUAUUCAAACCAACAGGACAGCUUGUAAGGGUUUUUGGAGGCUAUGGGACCCAACCUGGACAGUUCGGUUGGAUAUCGGGCAUCCACGUCACAAAACAACUAGAUAUUAUCAUAAGCGAUACUAAAAACCACAACGUAAACUUUUUUUAA
Arctia plantaginis is the source of this 2001-nucleotide messenger RNA. NCBI's taxonomy places the organism in Eukaryota, Metazoa, Arthropoda, Insecta, Lepidoptera, Erebidae. The record is from the annotation of a GenBank genome assembly.